AUGCUCACCAAAGUCCUUUUGGUACGCACUGCUGCCUUCGCCAGCAACGGAACUAGGAGAGGCCGCUCUUCAUCCCCCACUGUCUGUUCAUCAGACAUAGGUGUACCAAAUAAGUCCCUUCUUGCUUGCCAGCACUCUCACAUCGUUGGCUCCUCUAAUGAAUCUAUAAACCAAGCAGCUCUUGCUCAACCGAGGUAA
This is a messenger RNA of Protopolystoma xenopodis, 198 nucleotides long. The record is from the annotation of a GenBank genome assembly. Lineage: Eukaryota; Metazoa; Platyhelminthes; Monogenea; Polystomatidea; Polystomatidae.